AUGAAGGUGGUAGAGAGGGAACGGGAAGCUCUUAUUAUUUUCAAACAUGCCUUAAAUUACUCUUCUGAUUUCUAUACCAAUCUGAGUUCGUGGGAGAAGGAAAGAGAUUGCUGUGUGUGGGACGGCAUUUCCUGCCAUAACACCACCCAUCAUGUUGUGAGCGUUGAAAUAUACGGUGGUCUUGAAAUACAGGGCGGUGUAAUAUCUGAGAGCUUGUGCACCCUCACUUUUGUUGCAACCAUACGCCUAACCAGCACGGGAUUAACAGGUACUAUUCCUCUGUGCUUGGGAAAACUCUCUUCUCUCACAGAACUGGAUCUAACUUUUAAUAGGUUGAGGGGAAACAUUACGUUGCCUUCUUCUCUUACUGUUCUUUAUUUAAGAGAUAACGUUUUAGAAGGUGAAACUGUUCUUAGCACUAUUUGUAUGCUCAGCAAUCUUAGAAAGGUUGAUCUUACUGGCAAUCAACUCAAUGGAAAUUUACCGUCCUGUCUGGGAAGGCUCUCUUCUCUAAUAGAACUAGAUUUAUCUGGUAAUGGCUUGAGUGGGAAUAUUCCAUUGUCCUUUGGAAACUUGUCUUCUUCUCUGGCUAUCCUUGGUUUAGCAGAUAAUGUUUUGGAAGGUGAAAAUGUCCUCACUACUAUUUGUAUGCUCAGCAACCUUAAUGAGAUUCCUUGGGGAAUCUUUCUUUGCUGGAAUUCUUAG
Molecule: messenger RNA, 705 nt
Organism: Cryptomeria japonica (Japanese cedar)
Lineage: Eukaryota; Viridiplantae; Streptophyta; Pinopsida; Cupressales; Cupressaceae
Product: LRR receptor-like serine/threonine-protein kinase ERL1
Exons: 3
Coding region: 1-705 (234 amino acids)
Molecular function (GO): protein binding
Source: RefSeq, a predicted model, not a curated record